UGAACGCUUUAUCGAUUCAGAUCGUUGCUCACUUAACUCAGAUUGAUUGUUUAUAUUUACGAAAACAAGGAAAGGAAUUGCUUACGAAAUCGAUUUCAUUAAUUUAAAGCGAAGUUAAAGAAGUAAGCUACGAACUGCAUAGAACUGGCAUUCGUAACAUAUGGAAAUUAGGCUUGUAGGCAUAUACUGCACGGUGUAUGUGAUUGUGCACAGCAUGGAUAUAAUCAAAGUAGAAUGUGAUCCUGACAUUGAAGCACAUGCAGUGUCUCUAGGUGGUAAAAGUCUGAAGCAAAAUGUGAAAGAAGAACUGUCAGAAGACCCAGUCUCCAUCUCUACGCAAAAGAGUGAGCAUAAUACAAAUGAAACCAAAGCGGAUCCUCAUGCAGAUAUUGAUGAGCCAUGUAAAAUGAAGGAAAAUUCUCUUGAAGAACCAACAGGAGGCACAGAUCAGGAAGAUCCUCUUGGAGAAUCCACAAGGGGUGUGAAUGAGGAAGACACAAAGAUACAGCCUUGGUGCUUUGUAGCAGUCAAGGAAGAGGUGAAAGAUGAAGAAUCAAAUGAUGGAGCAGUGGAAGAUCAUGACAUAUGUCAGGACAGUGAUACUCUGAAAACACAAGCAGACAAAGUGGAGGACGAAGAGAAACCUCAUAAAUGUAAGGUGUGUGGAAAGAGAUACAGAAAAUUGCUUUACCUUAAGGAGCAUAUGCGUGUCCACACAGGAGACCGUCCAUUUAAAUGUGAUGUUUGUAAGAAGGAAUUUACCCAGUGCAGCCUUUUGAAGACGCAUAUGCGAGUGCACACAGGAGAGAAGCCAUUCAAGUGUGAAGUGUGCAAUGCCAGAUUUGCGCAACGCAGCAACCUUUGGAAACAUUCUCGCACUCACUCAGGCGAGAAGCCAUAUAAAUGUGAUGUUUGUAGUAAAGAAUUUGCAGGAAAUUGGCAACUUAAACAUCAUUCUCGUAUUCACAGUGGAGUGAAACCAUAUAAAUGUGAAAUAUGCAAUAAACAAUUUUCUCAUGGCAGUAACCUCAGUCGACAUUCCAGUAUCCACAGAACAGUAAGCCUGCAACACUUCUCAAAUUAUGGAGAGGUUAUUCCUGCUGGCAGUAUUUCAACGCAAAAUGAAAAUGUGUGCAGAAUUUGUGGUGGUGUAACCAAGAUCACAAGUGAGACAGGACUCAAAUCAUCAGUUUGUAUGAAGUGUGGGGAUGCGAGAAAAGAUAUUGGAGACAAAAACAAUGAAAAUGAUGAUAAAUAUUCCCAAAACAAAAUCCAUGUGUGUGGUGUAUGUGGUAAUACAUAUAAGAAUGCUCGCCAUCUGAGGGAACAUUCCCGUAUACACAAAGGACCCAGACCCUUUAAGUGUGAUGUAUGUGGUAAAGAAUUUUAUCAGAGUGGAAGUCUGAAGACACAUGUGCGUGUACACACGGGAGAGAAGCCAUAUAAGUGCGACGUUUGUGGCAGGCAAUUUGCUCAGAGUGGCCAGCUUGCAUGUCAUGCACGCACUCAUACUGGCGAGAAACCUUAUGAAUGUAUUGUAUGUAACCGGCAGUUUGCACAGAAAGCGCAGUUGAGAUCACAUUAUCGCACACAUACUGGAGAACGGCCUUAUGAAUGUGACGUUUGUGGUAAAAGAUUCACUUUGCCUGGGGUAUUGAAGUUCCACAUGCGAAUACACACCGGAGAAAAACCUUAUAAGUGUGAAGUUUGUAAGAAAGACUUUACAACUAGUUGUGCUCUUAAAACUCAUACACGUAUCCACAGUAAAGAGAAACCGUACAAAUGUGAGGUAUGUGGCAAACAGUUUGCUCAGAGAGCGCAACUUGUAUGCCAUUCACGCACUCAUACGGGUGAGAAACCGUAUGAAUGUACCGUAUGUGGAAAGAGGUUUGCUCAGGUAGGAAUGCUUCGUGACCAUGGUCGUAUCCAUACGGGAGAGAAACCUUAUAAAUGUGAAAUUUGUAAUCACAGGUUUUCGCAACAUGCAAAUUUUAUAAGACAUUCACGCACCCAUAAGGCCUUGGACCAGAUAGAAGUGGACUGGAUCCAGAUAUUGAGAUGUAUAUUAACCAGUAUGAGUAACACUACUUUAAAGCGCAGUAUGGAUUUAGUCAAAGUGGAACUGGAUUCUGAUAGUGAAUCUCAGCCGGAGACUUCAUCCACUGAAGCACGGGAGACCGACUUGAAGCAGGAAAAGCCUCCUGCGCCGUUCGCAUUUGUUGCUGUGACAGAAGUGGCCAACAUGUAUAAAAUGGAGUAUGAAGCAUAUUCUGAGUCCCAUUCAGUGCCUUCAGUAAAAGUGACUGUAGGAAAGGUUGAAGCUUAUGAUGAGUCAUCAGAUUCUACAACAGACAGUGAAGAAAUUAAGGAGGACGUAGUAAUGAAAGGUCAUGUACCUGUAAACAGUGGUGACAACCAGUCAGGGAUCCAAGCUGAAGAGAUUCGUUCUAGAGAUGGAAAAGAGACAAACUGCAACACAGAGGCAAAGCAAUUUAAAUGUGAUGUGUGUGACAUGGCAUUUCUUCAAAAUCAAAAUCUAAAAAGACAUUAUCGUACUCACACAGGUGAAAAACCCUACAGAUGUAGUAUUUGUAAUAUGUUUUUCUCCCAGAGUCAGAACUUGAAGCGACAUUAUGCUACACACUCGCGGGAGAAACCAUUCAGGUGUGAUGUUUGUGAAAAGUUGUUUUCGGAUUCUCUGAAGCUGAAAUUACAUUAUCGUAUACAUACUGGAGAGAAACCUUACAAGUGUGAUGUAUGUAGUAAAGAAUUUUCAUAUAGUUUGAAUUUUAAUAGACAUUAUCGGGUUCACACUGGAGAAAAGCCAUAUGAGUGUAAGAUAUGCAAGAGACAGUUUUCACAGAGUAGAAAUCUGAAGGUUCAUAUUCGCAUUCAUACUGGUGAGAGGCCUUAUAAAUGUGAACUAUGUAGCAAGAGGUUCAACACGCGUGGUAAUUUGAAGAUCCACCAUAGAACACACACUGGUGAAAAGCCAUUCGGUUGUGAAUUAUGUAAAAGGAAGUUUGCAGCAGUUGCACAUGUGAAGAACCAUUAUCGGAAGCACAUGGUAUGAAUUCCAUAUUUUAUAUUGUUAUAACAUUGUUCUUACAUUUACAUUUCAUGAGUAUAUGUUGGUGCAUUUGUGUUGAAAUAUAAGAAUUGUCUUACUGUAAAGAUGUGGGCAGUAGAUUCCCCCCAAACACUGAAACCCAUCUAUAGACAUACAUAGCAUCAAAUUUAAGGAGACUAUUCAUAAUCACCACUGUGAUAGUAUCAGGACUAGUAAAUGUUGAAACCUGACAAGUAGUCUUUUCUGACAUGAGAUGUUUUGUUGUCUAAUGGAAGCUGAUUGAUGUUUUGGAGGAAUAUGUUUCCUUCAUGUUCAAGGUUACAAAACAAGUAAAGUUGUCCCUUUGCUUAACUAAUUAAGCACUAUGCCAUGGAGGCAUAUGGGGGAAUGGAUGUAUAGAUUCAAAUUUGUUUGACUGUAGCACUAACUGGAGCUGAGUGGUCAGCUUCAUGACCCAACCGCUGAGAAGUAAGUCAAGUAAGAACUAAGCAAAGCAAUUUACACAUAGAAGACAGUAAAGGUCAUAGUGAUAACCUUAAAUCUGGCAUGUUUGAACUUGUUUGUGCAGUUUGUGUAUUAAUUGUAUCUAUUCUUCAUGGUGUUUCAUGACUUAUGAGAGACAUUUUGAAUACAAACAUUCUGGAUAUAUAAGGAAACAUCAUUUGUUGACUGUGUUGUUCUCUUUUCAUCAACUCUAAUAGACUUGAAUGAAAAGUUACAUCUGGAAAACAUCCUCUCUGUACAUUAAUUUGAAUAGUAUGGAUAAAAUGUGAUACAUGCUGAUUUGCAUCAGUGAAUACAACCCAUUCUGUCAGUUUCCUGUACUGCAGAAGUAUACAGUUGAAUGUAGUAUACAUACUGAAUUAUGCUUCUUUGCAUGAUACUUGAACACUUGUCAAUACAUUAUAUGAUGAAAUGAAUACUA
Molecule: messenger RNA, 3995 nt
Organism: Cryptotermes secundus
Lineage: Eukaryota; Metazoa; Arthropoda; Insecta; Blattodea; Kalotermitidae
Product: zinc finger protein 502
Exons: 10
Coding region: 161-3073 (970 amino acids)
Biological process (GO): regulation of transcription by RNA polymerase II
Molecular function (GO): DNA-binding transcription factor activity; RNA polymerase II cis-regulatory region sequence-specific DNA binding
Source: RefSeq, a predicted model, not a curated record